UUGCCUGAAUUUAAUUUACCAAGAGCUGCAUUAGUACAUAAUCUGGUCUGUCCGCACACAGCAUGUACUUUGGAGGGGCUGGUAGGAAUGGCGUUUAUUCUACUCAGUUAUGGAACCCUGAGGCUCCAAGAGUGGAAAUUAUUCAACAACAGGUCCCCCAACAGGCGAGCAUUAUAAUUCAGGAGCUCUCUGGGCUGCAGGCGCCAGUAUCACACUUUGCUACAGUCAGGAAUGGACAUGUGAAGGAAGAUCUGGUGGAGCUGAUGAUGAUACAAAACGCACAGAUGCACCAAGUAAUUAUGAACAACAUCACCAUGACAGCGCUCAGCAGCUUUGGUCACAGUCCACAGUCACAGCCGGCCACUCAGAACAUAGGACCAUUAAGAGAGGAAGUGAAUGAGCCCGAUACUAUUUAUCAUCACCAUUACGAAGCCUGGCCUUUCCCAGCAUUUCCCUCCUGGCCCAGACUGUCUGCUCAGCCAGAGACCCAGCAACCAGGAAUACGACACAUCACCUCAGACCCAUCGCCAAACGCACAGAAAGACAUUCAGGCACCGUUCAGAGCUGUGCCUCCACCACCCCCACCGAGUGCAACAGGGACUGUGGGGGCUGAUGUUCCUCCAGCCUCAGAAUAUUACGAUGUGGCUUGAUGGCUAGCUGAGAAAAUUAGCCUUUGUGUAAAUGGAAGACGUUUCACUCGAACCUCAAACACUG
Messenger RNA from Callorhinchus milii (elephant shark), 714 nucleotides. Its product is annotated as proline-rich protein 29. The transcript has 6 exons. The record is from RefSeq and is a predicted model, not a curated record. The coding region runs from base 63 to 650 and encodes 195 amino acids. NCBI's taxonomy places the organism in Eukaryota, Metazoa, Chordata, Chondrichthyes, Chimaeriformes, Callorhinchidae.